GAUCGUUGCAUGGAAAGGAUACAGCACUGCGAAUCGAGUUCAAAUGUGUGAUCAAAGGUGAUAGCUUUGAUGCUGUUUUCUAUGCGCAAAGUGCGUUACCGUACAACCUAUGCCAAUAGUGCUCAGUGAUUGUGGAAGCGAUUGUGUGUAAAAUACUCAAAUUUGGAAGAAACGAAAUUUAAAAACCAUUGCUGCGUUGAACGUUGUUGGUAGUAUCUUGUUUUAGUUUUUCUUGCCGCGUUCGUUGCGCAUUGGCUAUUGAUUUUUCCGGAACCAAGGUACCCCACAUCCUUGGUAUUUCGGAGUGUGAAUAAAAUAUUUAUGAAUGGAGUAACGGUAUCCAACGGCUAGAAUGACGAAGUCGCUGUGUUUCCGCUGUUCGUGAACUGUUGUGAGUAAUUUUCGUCCGCGUGAGAUAAGCACAUCUGCACAGGAACACAGCAGAAACGGUUCUUGUAAUCAACUUGUGGAAUAGAUUCAGCUCAUGUGUAUCGUUCGUUCUUUUUUUUGCUACUUCCUGCACUAAUCACUUAUUUACAACGCGGUCACAUUUACUUUGGACGAGUCAGUCGGGUACGUGCGUUUUAUCGAGUGAUAUUUUUCCGACGUUGUACCAUUCUCGUGUCGUUUAUGUGCGAAUCAACGAUUAUUUGCCCAUAAAUUUAUCCGGUCGGAUGUGCACAUAAACAGCAACCAAACAAGAAAGUAGUGUCAUUUGCGGACGACGGAAGUAAGCGUGCCUCACUGGAGGUUCGAGAAGCAAGUGUGAACCGUAAAAUUGAUCAAUUUCUCACGACUGGAGUUCGAACGGAUGCGGAUAUCCAUUUGUUGCAAAUUUGUUCGAUGCAAUUGAUGUGAGUCGUAGUGCUAAUAACAAAUAACUUAAUAUCAGUUUAUGCAAUUGUUUGGCAUCCUGUGGCGUCAUUCCCGUUUGAAGUGCGUAUCAAAGACCGUGUUAUUUACGCACCAAAAAGGAAAUAUCGGAACUAGUAAUGAUCAUAAUUGAAAAUUCAUUGAUCGCCGAGGAAGUUAUUUUGAGGUAGGCUGCCAACUUCGACAUCCUUUGUGUUUGCAAACCUGUGCAGUGGCGGAUAUUCGUGAUUCAAGCAAGUGCUGCUCGGUAAAGUGAAUGUAAUUCAAUUUGGUGUUCCGCUUCCUGUAAGGCAAAAGCAAUACGGGAAAGUUUGCUUUUCAUCCUUGCAGGCACGAACGAGGACUGCGGUACAGAAGCUACAGAAAUUUUAUGUAUGUAAUGGAUAACCUUACAGCGAAACGAAUAUCCAGAAGCAGAAUGAACAACAUGAUGAAUUUAUUAUCGCAGCUGACCGUUGCACUCGGAUUAAUGUUGUUGACCGUUUCAAGCACCCUCGGAGGCCCCACCACGGCUUCGGUUAAUAACAUUAAUCGAGAAUCCACCGUAAAUCUGGCGCGGUUGGAGGAUAAAUCAAUCGUUGCCGGUUCGGAUUUGUUCGACGGCGAAAGCGUGGCGCCGGUUCUGUCGCUGGAAGACCAAGUGCGAGUACUUACCAAACAGCUGAACACAUUAACGAACCAGCGACUGGAGGAUUACAAAAUGCUCGAGGACAAUUUGAAGAAAUUUGUGCGUAAAAACUCGAUUGAGCUGACGAAUGCCGAGAUUCGCGAGGAGCUUGAUCAUAUGAGGGAGGAUAUCAAAGCAUUACGGGACAGCAGCUCACCGAACAAGGAACGACUGACAGUGCAGUGGCUUUCGCAGUCGAUAUCGGAAAUUCGUUCCGAACUGGCCGAAUUGCAGGAAUCGUCUAGCAAUGCGUCCAAAGAUGCACAGUUGAAAAACCAACUCAUGGAGGAUAUUAACACGCUGCGGGCAGAUUUUGCCACUCUCAAGCUGGAACUGGAGUCACUGAAGUCGAGACAGGAAAAAACGGAAGUGCUCGUGAAUGAACUGCGGGAAGAAGCCGUUCAGGGUGCCGAAGACAUUCGCCGUAGUUUGACGCGGCAACGGGAGAUGGUCGACAUUGCUGACUCGCCACAAACAAUCGAUUUCGUCGAACCGGAAGCAGACCACCGGAUGCGCCACCAUCGCUUCUUUCGCCAGCAGCUGCACGAGCUCGAGAUGAAGCAGACCGCGAUGAAGCGACAGCUAAGUGAUAUUUUCAACCACCGGAUGGCGGACCGGUUGCGAAGUUUGGAAAUCGAACAGCGUCGAUUGGCGAACGCAAAUUUUAACGUUAGCCGCCAGGUCGCCAGUUUGGAUAAGUUGCACAGUUCGAUGCUGGAACUACUGGAGGACGUCGAAGGCAUUCAGAACAAGUUCGAAAAAACACUGCCCGAUGUCAAGCGGGAAAUUUCCAAGGUGGAGUUCAACGCGGCUCAGAUUACCUCCGAGCAGGGCCUGCUGAGGGAGGAAGGACACAACAUAGCGAAAAGUAUCCAGGCGAUGGCUGUCAGUGUCAGCACUUUGCAGGACGAGCGAGAAAAUGUGCGAAAACUGGAGGAGCAGAUUCAGGUCAUGAAACGGGACCUGGAUAAAAUCAAAUCAGCCGCCCUGCUGCACCGAGAGAUGGCACACAAUCGGUUGGAGAAGUUCGAAGCCGAGUCCCGUUUAGAUUACAACUCGUCAUCCAAGCCGACCGAGCUGCAACGUACGACGAAACUGGUGCAACAGUUGGAAAACGUCGAGAGCGAAUACGAAACCAUAAUCAACAAGCUGCCCCGGGAUUGCACCCAAAUCGAACGAAUGAAAGCUCGGGGUGAAAGCGGUCAAAGUGGCGAAGGAAAUCUUUAUCUGAUUGCCCCGACUGGUCAGCAUCAUCCUUUGAUGACACAGUGUUUCAACGAAUGGACCACAAUCCAGCGACGCCAGGACGGUUCGGUGGACUUUAAUCGCUCCUGGGAAGACUACGCCAAUGGCUUCGGAACACCGGCGGGGGAGUUUUGGAUCGGUAACCAAGCAUUGCACCAUCUUACUAACGACAAUUGCUCGAUGCUUCGGAUCGUGAUGCAGGAUAUCUACGAUAAUACCUGGUUUGCGGAUUACGAUGCAUUCAGAAUUGGCUCCCGGGAGGAUGGAUUCCGCUUGGAGCUGGCCGGAUACGAUGGGAACGCUUCGGAUGCCUUCGAGUACCAGAACCACAUGCAAUUUUCUGCCAUCGACGUCGAUCGGGAUAUCUCGAACACACAUUGUGCUGGCAAUUACGAAGGAGGCUGGUGGUUUUCCCACUGUCAGCACGCCAAUCUGAACGGUCGGUACAAUCUGGGUCUGACAUGGUUCGAUGCUUCUCGCAACGAAUGGAUAGCGGUCAAGUCCAGCCAUAUGAUGAUUGCCCGGCGGCCACAGUGCACCCUCGCCGGCGACCGAGAACGGGCGGAGGAAGGUGCGCAAAGUCCAAUAAUUGCGGAACCAUUCUCGUCCGCACCGAUGGCAGCGAUUUCGCAACAUGAAACUACCUUACUGACCACAUUAUCGCCCCAGCGGUCAGCCGAUUCUGGAGUCUAGAAGUUUGAAGAAAAGCAGAAUGUAAAAUAACCAUAGGAUAUGCACUGAUUCUCUUUGGUUUGUAAAUUACUUACUAGGAAGGACCAGCGGCGGAAACGGUUUUAUGUUGCAACAUGUGUAUGUGUGUGUUUGUAAGUAUGCUUGUACAGCAGUAGGGAUAGCAUCAUAUCAGUUCCGAGAUGUAGUAGCUCAUCUCUGAGGUUAGCCAACCGCAGGUCAACAUUGAUCCUUGAAACUAAAUCGGUUCUCGUUGUCCCCACUCAAGCACUCACAGUAACCUCAACACUGUUUAACUUUUUUGUUCAUCCUCAAAUGCCCAGUCCCCGAAGAUUAUGCUAUUCGAUGUUUCGGCUAGCACAAAACCAUACGCAAUUCCGGCUCUCCAGUGGCCAAUUAAUUUUGUCAGUCUAAGUACUUUAAAUUGCCAUCAAAAAAGGUUAUUAGUCUUUUCGGUGGCAAAGUAGCUUCUCCCUUUCAUCUAUCUCUGCAUCCUACCAAACGGCACACAGCGACGGAACACUCCGUGCUCGGAUGGGAUCCCCACUCACCCAGAGAGGAAGAAAAUUUAUUCUGACUGAUUACUUUUUUAUGGCUGUUACAUCCUUGUUUUCUGAAAUCCUGCGGCGGAAAAUUUUACGAUUCCGCUGCAGUGCGUUCGAUUCGAUGAUUCUUUUCCUCAAUUAGAAUAUAUGUUGUUCGGAAUCAUUUUGUAACGAACUGCGCUUGGUAGCCCCGUGUGGAACGAAAACAUCGCCGCCGUAUUGACGCAACUCAUAAAAUAUGGAGUGUUUUAGGUUCGUCGUAAUCGUAACGUUCUAUUUAACUUUAUCGUUAUUUAUUUGAAUAUAUACUUUCCAAUUUAUUCGCAUCUUAAAUCCAAUCACUGUUCACUUAUUAAAGUACCAUUUCAAAAACUGGCAUCCUGAUACGUUGUAAACUAUGAAAGUAGUAGAUAAUAUGCUUUGCUUGGAUGGUCUAUUUGAAAAUUUGUAUUGAAAGAAUUUAUAAUCCAGCUUGGACAUGUUAGACUGGAAAUACUAUUUCAUCUAAUGGAGACGCUGGGUGACUCAUUUCCCUUAUACCUGAAGCCACAUACCCAGCAUCCUCAUGUGUAGCAAGCGGAAUGUUGAAAUAAUUCAGGCAUCUGUCAGUUUUGUUAGUGACCAGUGAAUCAUUUUAUUAUUGUGGAAAGCACUCAACCUAUAAUAUUUUCUCUCUCUCUCUAGAAUGGUUUCCGAUGCUAGUGACUAAGACAAAAAAGCAGCUUCAAAUAUGUUUAAAAAAAACUCUAGCUUGGCUUUCUCGAAUUGACAGUUUUUAUGGAACCGUGUCGACUAUCUCAAAGAGAUUUCAAUGCCCAAAAAAAUGUGGUCAAUCUUUCUGCUGAAUUGCCUCUCAAAUAAAGUAAGGUCCAACACAGGAUAGUCUUCUUAAAUUCUAUAUUUCAUUGCCAUCUGUAAACCUAAACUCCAAGUGAACACUUUUGAGUACAUCAAAAAAGUACCGGAAAGUGAUGGUUCGCAGUUUAUUAAUCUGCCGAAGAAAAACAAAACUAAUGAAAUAACACCUAAAACCAAAGAAAUUUGUCUUUCAAAGCAAAGAGUAAAUGUUGAAGUUCAGUUAGUGGGUGUGGAAAUUGAAAUUCCGAAGGUACCCCUAAGUGUUUUUAUUUAACGAAAAAAAAAUAUUAUUUUAUGACCUCUCAACUCAAUAGAAAUAAAAAUAUGUAACAUUCAACUAAUGUUCAAAAACAAAGUUAAUGGAAGAAAAAAAAAAUACAUAUAAAUCGAACUGAAGGACUGAUAUGUAUUCGCGCAUAAUUUCAUUCAUUUUCAUCUGUAAGGUAGAAAAUUCCUCACAUAUCAGAUAAAAAGCAAAAUAAAAUGAAAUUUUAAACAUAAAAUGUAAAUAUAGGAGAUGCAUCUUAAUAUAACAAAAAUCAUUAUUUAUAGUAUUCGAACGAAUUGUAGCCUAAGUUAAGUUUAAGGUACUCAAGACCCCGUUGGUUUUAGUACAAUCAAAGCGGAAGUUUCGCUCGUUCCCGAAUGAAGCAAAAUGGUCCUGAUGAAACAUAGGAAGAGAUUAUGAAUUUCAUUAUUUGUAGUUGCUAAGGAAAUGUUAUGCUUGACAUUCUGCUGCUAAAUCGAAACGAUGUGUGAAAUUAGAUAGGUAUGUAGCGCUAACUGGAAACACCCGAGUCAUGAUUUUGUACAUAGUUUUAGGUAUUAUUAUCGUCAUCAACUAGAAUUUGGCAAAGAAUGCAAGUCACUUUAAGGUUAUAGUUGCUAACUUGAGGUAAUAAAUAUAAAGAAAAGAACGAGAAUUUAUUCAUGCAAAUGAAAAGAUAUAUUUAAACUUCAUUACGAACCAAGUGGAACACUUCUAUGAGUUUUAAUGGAUGAAAAAUUGCAACAAUAAAAUAUAUAUGACUUUUAUACGAAA
This is a messenger RNA of Malaya genurostris, 5920 nucleotides long. It is a transcript of the gene sca, whose product is annotated as protein scabrous. The transcript has 4 exons. The coding region runs from base 1244 to 3478 and encodes 744 amino acids. NCBI's taxonomy places the organism in Eukaryota, Metazoa, Arthropoda, Insecta, Diptera, Culicidae. The record is from RefSeq and is a predicted model, not a curated record.